AUGGACUCCAGACUGCUGCUCCGGGCGGCGGCGGCGGCCCCUCGCCCUCUUUGUCACCAGACAGCCCUCGCCAGUCGGUUAAGCCGGCCGGCACUGGCCGCCCUUCAGAGCUCGACGCCGGCGAUGCAGCAGAGGCGAACAAAAGCCACGGCGAACCGGACCAAGCGCGCCCUCAACAUCCCCCCACAUCCGUCCUUUCUCAGCAGCGACGUCGGCGAGGACGUCGUCAUCUUCAACCCGCCGUCGUCCGAGGCCUCGGUGUACCACACGCCCUUCAAGUUCCUGCCCAAGAGCGACCCGCGGCGGCGCGCCAACAUGGCCGCGCUCUUCGAGUCCUCGGCCACGAUCAAGUUCCCCGAGGGAGCUCAGGAGGCUGCCGACGGGACGGCCAGCACCCCGGCUUCGGGAGUGCAGCCCAAGCACAUGCCGACCGUCAACAUGGGCACCAAGAAGAGCAGGCUGACGACUGAGGAGGUGGCCGAGAUGCGGAGGCUGCGGGAAGAGAAUCCGAUUGAGAACAGCGUCCACAGGCUCGCCGUCAAGUUCAACUGCACCAAGCUCUUUGUCAUGAUCGCCACCGGCAGCAAGGAUAUGACGGACCACAAGAAGCGCAUGGAGAGGCAGCUCGAGAAGCUCAGGGCCCGCUGGGGUCCCAGGAAGGCCAAGGCCAGGUCGGAUCGGUACAAGAGGACGGAGAUGCUGUACCGGGGUGAACUGCAGUAG
Messenger RNA from Pyricularia pennisetigena, 723 nucleotides. RefSeq lists its product as uncharacterized. Gene Ontology annotation, cellular component: mitochondrial large ribosomal subunit. Gene Ontology annotation, molecular function: structural constituent of ribosome. NCBI's taxonomy places the organism in Eukaryota, Fungi, Ascomycota, Sordariomycetes, Magnaporthales, Pyriculariaceae. The coding region runs from base 1 to 723 and encodes 240 amino acids. The transcript has a single exon. The record is from RefSeq and is a predicted model, not a curated record.